AUGGCGAGCAUGUCGUCGGACGACGAGCAGCAGAGCGAGGAGAGGUGCGGCAGCUACAGCUUGAGCGCCGACGUCAGCGAGUCAGAGAGCAGUAGCAGCUUCUCCUGCCGCCGGUUCGACGGCGUCGAGGGUGCUUCCAGCUCCAUGACCCCGUCUCCUCGAGGUGAGAGUUUCUGCUUCCCGCCGGCGGGGUUGGUGCUGCCUGUCGUCGGCGGCGGUGGGAAGGAUCUGGUUUGGGACGAGAAAGUUCAGAAGCGUGGGGAUGGCGAUUUGUCUGAGGUUGAGAUGAUGAUGGAGAGAUUUGCAAAGCUGCUAUUGGGGGAGGACAUGUCUGGAAGUGGGAAAGGAGUCUGCACCGCGCUCGCCAUUUCAAACGCCAUUACCAAUCUCUCUGCUACUGUGUUCGGCGAGCUAUGGAGGCUGGAGCCUCUGGCGGCGCAGAAGAAAUCAAUGUGGCGGAGAGAAAUGGAGUGGCUUCUCUGCGUGAGCGAUUCGAUAGUGGAGCUCGUGCCUUCCAUUCAGAAGUUCCCCGGCGGAGGCACUUACGAGAUCAUGGCAAGUAGACCGAGGUCGGAUCUCUACAUGAACCUUCCGGCAUUGAAGAAGCUCGAUGCGAUGCUGAUAGGGAUGCUUGAUGAGUUCAGAGAGACGGAGUUCUGGUACGUGGAUCGAGGUAUCGUUGUGGCAGAGGAGCGGGAUGAAGAGGGUUUGUAUCCGCCUGGUUUCUCCGGUGGGCGGCCUUCAAUUCGGCAGGAAGAGAAGUGGUGGCUGCCUUGUCCCAAAGUGCCUCCCAAAGGGCUUUCUGAAGAUGCGAGGAAGAAGCUGCAGCAGUAUAGGGAUUGCACUAAUCAGAUAUUGAAGGCUGCCAUGGCGAUCAAUAGCAGUGUGCUUGCUGAGAUGGAAAUUCCUUCUGCAUACUUGGAAACCUUGCCAAAGAGUGGCAGAGCUUGCUUGGGUGAUCUCAUUUAUCGAUAUGUGACGGCUGAGCACUUCUCGCCGGAAGCUCUUCUCGACCACCUGGAUAUUAAUACGGAGCAUCAUGCCACAGAAAUCGCUAACAAGAUCGAAGCAGCAUUGCAUGUUUGGAAGCGUAAGGACCAGAAGAAGCACCAUAAAGGUCUUCCGAAAGGUCAGAAGCAUCAUCCAUCUGUUUUGAUGAAUGGUUCCAAGGUUCGAAUCCACGAUUAUAGGCGUUCGACAUUAGGAAGCAAGGUGAAGGGUCUUGUUGUUGCUAAUGGUGAGAAGAAGCACUGUUUGGCUCAACGAGCAGAGACCUUAUUACACUGCUUGCACCUACGUUUUCCGGGCCUCCCACAGACUGCUCUAGACAUGAACAAAAUUCAGUAUAACAAGGAUGUAGGGCAGUCAAUUCUGGAAAGUUACUCGAGAGUGAUGGAGAGCUUGGCAUUCAACAUCAUGGCGAGGAUCGACGAUGUUGUUUUUGUGGACGAUGCCACAAAGCAAUGUGUGGCAGAAGAAGCUGCAGCUGCUUCCGUCUUCAACAGAGGCGGUCUAGGCGGACUCCCUAUUCAGAAGCGAAUGUCACCUAGCCCCUUCUCCAUCCAACACAGCCCCUUUGCAUCUCCAUUUGCCACUCCGACUUUCUGCUCGUCGACCCCAUUGGCUGGGAGCCCAGAAAGGCAACAUCAGGUGUUGAACAGAAUCAUUAACGAGGAUCGGAAGCUAGGGAAGCCAUUCCUGUUGGAGUAUGACAAGAUAUGGUCUUACACCGGCAACCUGAGUGCACGGAGGGUAUCUUCUGGAGAUGCCCCGGAGAGAGAUUGA
Messenger RNA from Linum trigynum, 1785 nucleotides. The record is from the annotation of a GenBank genome assembly. Lineage: Eukaryota; Viridiplantae; Streptophyta; Magnoliopsida; Malpighiales; Linaceae.